UGAUCCAUUUGAAAAUAUCAAGUACCGAUUCUGAGGUGUGAAUUACUCUGCCAAACUACUGAAGAACAUCUUCUUUAUCUAAAAAUCCCACCGAAGCCCAUUUCUCCCCAAAUCCCUUUGAACGAAUCUGCAGAAAAUGAGGACCCAGAUGCUUUAAAGUGAUUGAACGCCAGUAAAUUUCUCAGUGAACAGUCCCCCAGGACACUUUCAUGUGAGGAGAGACUCUUAGCCUUUGUAUUACUUCAUUAGGAACUGUGAGAUUUUACUAUGGAAGCUGGACUCAAUUUGCUCUCUUCUUCAUCGCCCUUCAUUUCAAGAUGCCACCCGAGAAGUUUCCUUGCUCCUUCUUGUUCUUCUGCUGCUUCUCCCUCCUCCUCCUCUUCUUCUUCUUCAGUUUAUAUGUUUCCUGAGCAAGCGUCUCCUGCUCGAUACUUUUCAACCUCAUUUCUUUCACAAGAACAGCACCAUGAGUGUAGACCUCAAUCGCAAAUACUCAAGGAUGAUAGAUCAUCCCAGAUGACUCUAGAAAGGAGGCUGAUCGAGAGGAGUGUUCCAAUCGAUGAAGGCAGUCGAGAUGAUCAUGACCAUCUGAUCUGGGAACUUAAGCAUCAAGCGGUUGAGUGGCCUGGUUUAUUAUCAUCAUGGCCACCCGUACAAAUGGAGGAAUAUAAGAUCUCAUCAAUCGAAAAAGAAUCCUAUAAUGCUGCUGGGGAGAUGCUUGUUAAAGAUGAACCUGAGAAUGUCAUUGCCCUUGCCAAGAAAGCUUUGUCAGCUUCAAAACAAGCAGCAUUAUUAGUUGACGAGACUGAAUUAGUUGGUACUAGUCUGGACUAUAGUUCUCUUGAUGAUUCUCUAAGCAAGGAGGGGAGAACUGUAAGGUCAACUAGACUGCAAGAUAGACGAUCUAAGAAGAGAAAGGUGCCAAAACACGUAACAACUAUUGAUGAGAUUUCUAAUUUUAGGGGAAAAGAUUCACGGAGAAAAACAAGUGAAAAGUUUGAUCCUAAUGAUCCUCUACGACUGUUCUUAUGGGGUCCUGAAACAAAGAAGCUUUUAACAGCUCAAGAAGAGUCUGAGUUGAUAGUCCAAAUCCAGGAUUUAAUGAUACUGGACAACGUGAAAGCUAGACUUCAAUCUCAGUUUGACCGUGAACCAACUUUAGUUGAAUGGGCUGAAGCUUUAGGGAUUACUUGUCAACACUUACAGUCACAGCUUCACGUCUUUCAAACCAGUCGUGAAAAGCUGAUUAAUGCAAAUUUGCGAAUGGUAGUUCACAUCGCUAAACAAUAUCAGGGUCGUGGUCUCAGCCUUCACGACUUAUUGCAGGUAGGAAGCUUGGGACUUAUGAAGAGCGUAGAAAAGUUCAAACCACAAGCUGGUUGCCGCUUUGGCUCUUAUGCUUAUUGGUGGAUUAGGCAUUCAAUUACUAAGGCAAUAUUCCAACACUCCAGAACAAUUCGCUUACCGGAAAAUGUAUAUGCCCUCCUUGGAAAGGUGACAGAGGCGAAAAAUUAUUUUGUUCGAGCAGGGAAUUAUAAGCCAUCUAAAGAAGAGUUAGCAGCACGUGUUGGAAUUACAGUGGAGAGAUUUGAUAAGUUAAUGUUUAUGUCGAGAAUCCCACGUUCCUUGCAGCAACCUGUAUGGGCUGACCAAGAAACCACUUUUCAGGAAAUAACUGCAGACUCUGAAGUUGACACACCGGAUGUCAGUGUGGAAAGGGAACUUAUGCGAAGGCACAUUCGGAAUCUCCUUAGCAUUCUCAGUCCAAAAGAGAGACGGAUAAUCAGACUACGAUUUGGUAUUGAAGAUGGUAGAGAGAAGACACUGUUGGAAAUUGGCAACAUGUUUGGUUUGUCCAAGGAGAGGGUACGACAGCUUGAAAACCGAGCCUUAUACAAGCUUAAACGAUGCUGCAACAGCCAAGGACUCGGCGCAUAUGCCGAUUUACUGACUUGAAAUCAUAUGAUCAUUGCCUUUUGUAUUAUAUGCAUCAACUUGAUCUGAACAUUUCAUCUUCCAUAUAUCAGAAGCUGUAGUUUUGGGCAGUUGGAAGGUCUCUUUCAGAAACUCUGCCAGAAACAAACAAUAACUUUUGUAAGUUCCAACAGCUAUGUAUUGUGUGUAUAUGAAGCUCAUUUGUAUUUUUUUUAGGUGUAGUACAACCUGGUACUGCUCUUCUAAGAUGCUUAGCAAUUGAUACUGAUGAAAUAUGCUGACAUCUUAAAGUGUAUCUUUUAAUUCAUUCCAGAUAUGAUAUUCAAUGAAAAUGAAGAAACAAUACUUUUUCCCGGAA
Cucumis sativus (cucumber) is the source of this 2293-nucleotide messenger RNA. RefSeq names its product RNA polymerase sigma factor sigF, chloroplastic. Bases 268 to 1956 code for a protein of 562 amino acids. Gene Ontology annotation, biological process: regulation of DNA-templated transcription; DNA-templated transcription initiation. NCBI's taxonomy places the organism in Eukaryota, Viridiplantae, Streptophyta, Magnoliopsida, Cucurbitales, Cucurbitaceae. The transcript is spliced from 9 exons. The record is from RefSeq and is a predicted model, not a curated record. Gene Ontology annotation, molecular function: DNA-binding transcription factor activity.